Molecule: messenger RNA, 360 nt
Organism: Knipowitschia caucasica
Lineage: Eukaryota; Metazoa; Chordata; Actinopteri; Gobiiformes; Gobiidae
Source: the annotation of a GenBank genome assembly
AUGGCAAAACGUUCGGGAUCCUACAAGAAGUAUUUGGAGGAUGGCACAGAACGAAUCCCGAAAAGAACACGGAACAGAUGGAAGCUAGCAAAAAGACGCAAGGAGGCUGUCCCCAAUGAAGAAAACAAUGAAGAUGAUGAUUCCUUGCAAAAUGUGGUCAUACACGAUAAAAAUUUCACAGAAAAUGAAGAUGAGGAAAACUCUUCUACUGGUUCUCAAGAGAUCAAAGAAUACCCAUCAGAGUCUGAAAUGGACAUGUUUGAUGUCGACAGCAUUGAAGAUGAAAAUGUGGAGACUGAAGACCUGGAUUUCAACGCAAAAGAAAACGCUCCUCAAUGUGCAAUGGCCAACCCACUCUGA